UCCUGCCGAAGAAUAUGGUGCGUUUUCGGGAUGGUCUUUGUGCUACCUGGAUGUGGAGUCCCCGCGGACUUUGAGUUCUGAGACUACUGAUCUGUCCCGGGUUCACGCGAGGGAGGAUGUGGCCGUGCGUCCCGCCACUUGUAGUGGGAGGGCGAAAAGAAUCAAUAAGGAUGCAAGGAGAGGCAAGCCCUAGUGCUUCCCUUAUUGACAGAACCAUCAAGAUGAGAAAAGAAACAGAAGCUAGGAAAGUGGUUUUAGCCUGGGGACUCCUAAACGUAUCUGUGGCUGGAAUGAUAUAUACUGAAAUGACCGGAAAAUUGAUUAGUUCAUACUAUAAUGUGACAUACUGGCCCCUCUGGUAUAUUGAACUUGCCCUUGCAUCUCUCUUCAGCCUUAAUGCCUUAUUUGACUUUUGGAGAUACUUCAAAUACACUGUGGCACCAACAAGUCUGGUUGUUAGUCCUGGACAGCAAACUCUUUUAGGUUUGAAAACAACUAUGGUACAGACUACUACUACACAUGAUCUGGCAGCUACCCAAAUCCCUGCCUCCCCACCUUCUCCUUCUAUUCAGGGUCAGAGUGUGUUGAGUUACAGCCCAUCUCGUUCACCCAGUACCAGUCCCAAGUUCACCACCAGCUGUAUGACUGGAUACAGCCCUCAACUGCAAGGUCUGUCCUCAGGUGGCAGUGGUUCUUAUAGCCCUGGAGUGACCUACUCACCAGUUAGUGGUUAUAAUAAGUUGGCGAGUUUUAGUCCCUCUCCUUCUUCUCCAUACCCUACCACUGUUGGCCCAGUGGAGAGCAGUGGAUUGAGGUCUCGCUACCGUUGUUCACCCACCAUCUAUAACUCACCUACUGACAAAGAGGACUACAUGACAGACCUACGGACUUUGGACACUUUUCUUAGAAGUGAAGAAGAGAAGCAGCAUAGAGUUAAGCUGGGGAGCCCAGAUUCUACCUCUCCUUCUUCCAGCCCAACUUUCUGGAACUACAGUCGUUCUGUAGGGGAUUACGCACAGACUUUAAAGAAGUUUCAGUAUCAGCUUGCCUGUAGGUCUCAGGCCCCAUGUGCUAACAAAGAUGAAGCUGAUCUUACUUCUAAACAGGCUGCAGAGGAGGUUUGGGCAAGAGUGACUAUGAAUAGACAACUUCUUGAUCAUAUGGAUUCAUGGACCGCUAAGUUUAGAAAUUGGAUCAAUGAGACAAUACUAGUGCCACUUGUACAAGAGAUUGAGUCCGUCAGCACCCAGAUGAGACGAAUGGGUUGUCCAGAGCUCCAAAUAGGAGAGGCUAGUAUUACUAGCUUGAAACAAGCUGCUCUGGUCAAAGCCCCUCUCAUUCCAACUCUGAAUACAAUUGUGCAGUAUCUAGACCUAACACCAAAUCAGGAAUAUUUGUUUGAAAGGAUCAAAGAGCUUUCUCAAGGAGGCUGUAUGAGCUCGUUUCGGUGGAACAGAGGUGGAGACUUCAAAGGACGCAAGUGGGAUACAGACCUGCCCACUGAUUCUGCGAUCGUCAUGCAUGUGUUCUGCACCUACCUUGAUUCUAGAUUACCUCCACAUCCUAAGUAUCCUGAUGGAAAAACAUUCACCUCUCAGCACUUUGUUCAGACGCCAAAUAAACCAGAUGUUACAAAUGAGAAUGUUUUUUGCGUUUAUCAAAGUGCUGUCAACCCUCCACAUUAUGAGCUUAUCUACCAGCGCCAUGUCUACAGUCUUCCAAAGGGCAGAAAUAAUAUGUUUCAUACAUUGCUCAUGUUCCUCUACAUAAUAAAGACCAAAGAGUCAGGAAUGCUUGGGAGAGUUAAUCUUGGUCUAUCUGGUGUGAAUAUUUUGUGGAUUUUUGGUGAAUAAUGAGUCAUUUCAUUCCAAACAUUUGGACUUUUAUUUUAUGGAACCAGAAGUUGAGUACAAGCAUCUCUGAGUCACCAUCUCUUCUGAAAUAAGAUACGUGUGUGUUGCAGACUUGUUAGAUUUAACCAAAAAUUACCUACUAUGAAACUGCCUCAUGAAAGUAUGCCCUGUAAUUUCUGCUAUAAGAAACAUUACCUUUUACAUCGCAUUGAGAAACUUCAACUGACUACAACCCUUCAGAUGUUUAGUGCAAAAUGGUGCAGUUCCCCCUUGGUUAAAUAAAUUGAAGAGCCCUUUUUCAUUGAAACCCCUAAAUAAGAAUCAUUCACCUGAUUGUUCAUCACAAAAAUGUUUUUAGUUGUGUUAUUUAGUAGUGUAAAUACUCAACAAAAGAAAACUGAUUUUCUUUGUUUAAUCUCUGUAUUUCCCCAGUAUUCUGCAAAUCAGUCUAAAGCCUAUAUUCAAGGAAAUGAAAUUAAUUUCUGAGAAAUGCAGUAGUUAGCCCAUGUAUACAUUUUAAAUACGACUAAAGGAAGUAUGAGGCGUCCUCACUUGCAUGAACUCCUGGCCUUGACCUUAGAGGUACGCCGAGCUCUACUGGUGGAGCUCCCAGGAAGCCCCUGUGCUUAGUGCUUUUCCCCAGCACUCCCGUGGCCACUUCUGAGCUUGUCUUCCAGCAUGUGGUCCUCACUCUGUGCCACUCUGAGUGGGGUGUUUCUUGUACCUUCUAUCUGCAGGCCAUAUCUGGCUCUUGGGAAGGCUGAACAGGUACAUGAGGACUCCGCUUAGGAGCAGCUAAGGGGAUUGAUGGGGUGUGUGUGUGUUAGAACUGUACCGUGCAGCAGCAGGAGGAGGGCAAUGUGCACUACACAUGGGACUUGGCCUCCUCCAUGGUGGGUAAGCUUGAAAAAAAAAAAAAGUUUGACAGUAUUGGUGUUUUUAAAAAGUCAACUUUUAGAUUAAAUUCAGCUGGUAGAA
Molecule: messenger RNA, 2831 nt
Organism: Castor canadensis (American beaver)
Lineage: Eukaryota; Metazoa; Chordata; Mammalia; Rodentia; Castoridae
Gene: Tmem209
Product: transmembrane protein 209
Cellular component (GO): membrane
Source: RefSeq, a predicted model, not a curated record